AUGAGUACGGAUGCUAUUGAGGCAUGGAAAUGUCAUCAGCUACGAGCUGUGAAUCAGGAUCUGUCAAGACAAGAACUGCUGCAGGAUCUGCCUGCCAAUUCAGUUUAUAUUCUAACAGAUUGGGCGAUGAAAUGGCUUCCGGAAAAAUACAUGGAGCCACAGGAAGAUUUUUUCCCCAAGCGAGGUUUAUCAUGGCAUAUUGGUGUGGUGGUGAAGAAAGUAACUAGUACUACUACAAAAAGCACACAGCCAAAGAAUACUACGGGGAAACACCGACGUCAAAUAGAACGUAGUUCCAUGAGAGACAUGGGUAUGACUAUGUAUCACUCGAAACUAGAAAAGAUCAAUAAUUUCUCUUCAAUUGGAAGAGACUACACUGCUGAUGAUGAUGAUACAAUUCGUAUUACACCAGACAGAGGAUGGGCUUUGCCAAAAGAACGAAAACUGACGCGUCUGAAUGAAUCUCAGAUAAAAUAUCUCACUGAGAAGUUCGAUGAGGAUGUAGAAAGAAAAUCGAACGAAACAAAACUAGAUCAAAAGAAAGAAACAUACAAGAGUCAUUUAUGA
Molecule: messenger RNA, 567 nt
Organism: Didymodactylos carnosus
Lineage: Eukaryota; Metazoa; Rotifera; Eurotatoria; Philodinida; Philodinidae
Source: the annotation of a GenBank genome assembly